Messenger RNA from Astrephomene gubernaculifera, 2520 nucleotides. The record is from the annotation of a GenBank genome assembly. Lineage: Eukaryota; Viridiplantae; Chlorophyta; Chlorophyceae; Chlamydomonadales; Astrephomenaceae.
UGUGCCUAAUUUUCUGCUAUAUCCAUGAACGUCUAGUCGUUGCUAUGGGGCGGCCUGGAAAACAUUACCCUUUAGAGGCGGCAGCUUGGCAUGCUUAGCAUCAGUAUAGGUAACUCUGCUGCAAUUCUGAUACACUGCAUGCGGGGGAAGUAUUAGGGCCAGCAGCCAGCAGUCCGAACUAUGCGACGCGCGUCGCCUUCGCGGGAGCCUGGGGACGGCCUGGAGUGCCCAGCAUCCACCAAGGCUCCCCCGAGGAUACCAGUGGGACCCCUCAGAACAGCACAGGCGCCAUCCAACAAGCGACAGGCCACAUCGAUAGCAGAUAAUGAUCACCACGGUGGAAGUCCUUUAUUUUCUCGUGAUAUCGACCAGCUCCGGGGUUUCCUGGGGUCGCCUCUACCGCCGUUGCACAGCCCUCCGCUGUUCCAUAACUCUCCUCGCCGCACAGCGGUCACUUCUCCUGCAAAGCUUACACAUCAGCGAUCUACCGGCGCUGACGGGUUCGAUCCGCUUAUCCAGUCAUCGUCACCGGCAUUGUCGAAAAUGUUGCUAAGCCCCAACGCGUUGGGCUCCAAUAACCUUCUCGAUACGCCAACUAAUAGGGGUGUACAUAUGCGAUCAGACAUGUUUACACCUACAGCUCGAAGAUCGCUUCCGCUAGAACAGCUGUUGACGUUUACAUUUCUAUCAGACGAAGGACGGCACCACGGGGAGCUACCAACGCGCCAGCAGCAACCGGACCAAAACUCCCCACGAAAUGCAAGAAAUGGGGCAGACGGCAGCGCCAACGGCAGCAUUGGUGCCGGAGGCGUGGCCAGGGCCGGAGACAAGGCAGACGACAUCACCACCAACACAGCCGGCGGCUCACAGCAGCCCAGCGCUGUUGUUGCCGAUUCCCACGCCCGUGGCCCCGCGGCCGCUGCGCGUAGGUUGAAGUUAGAGUCACUUCAGGGGAGCGGUAACCUAAACGGCGGUGUUCUCGGCCCAUCCCAGGGCUUCGGGCAAGGACUAACGUCAACGGCAGCAGCAGGCGGGGGCCUUGUGGGGGCCCUUGCAACAACCGCUGGGCCCUCGCAAUUCCUCAUCAAAGACAUGCUACUUCCGCUGGGCGACGGCAGUACGGAAGCGUCAGCUGGAUCGGCGGCGACGGGACGCCCUGGCUCGCAUUGGCCGCCGCCGUCGCUUUCCCUUGAACCACCCCUGCCUCUGCGAGGCCUUGACCCCGCCUGGGACAGAGGAUCGCUUUGGCGGCAAACCGGCGGCGGCAGCAGCGGGAGCCUACCUGCAACAUUGCAGACGCGACAGCAGCAGCAACCCCACUGCCAUCAGAUGGUGCCGACACCGACGCCGCUUGGCAGUAGCAGCCCAGGAGGGCAACCGCCUCUCCAGCAGCAGCGUUGGACACAAGAGCAACAGCCACCACAACAGCAGCAGCGGCUGCUAGCAGGAGGAGGAGACGUGUGCGGUGUCAGCAUCAAGACCGAGCAUGUUGACGCUAACAGCGGACCGACCCAGGGGUCCUCAAACCCUUCCUCGCCACCUAACCCCACGGAGGAGCAGCAGAUGCUGCCAUCGGCGUUUGCUACUAUGAGUACGCUAGUGCCUUCGCCUGAGGAUACGACGGCUGCAGUAGUGUCUUCAGCUCACAAGCAGACGGCAACAAAUCACUCGAAAGACGCCAACGCCUCCUCCGCCGGAUCUACUGCCGCCGCUACCGCCAACGCCCCUGCUCCUCCCGCCACUACUACGGCUGGCGCUACCACAGCUACCGAGACUGCUGCAGCUAACGACGCGGCUCAACCUCAGCACCGCAACCAGAGCAACACCAACAACAGCGGUAACGCCAUUCCCGAGCUUCCCUUCACCGACUCGAUCAACGGCAUGUUGCUUCAAGACCUGAUGCCGCUGCUGCCUCGUGGCUUUAGCAGCCUGGGCGGCGGCAGCAGUCUGGGAGGUGCAGACCUUUUGGAUGGGGCGCUGCUGCUAGGAGGUGGCGGCUUGAGCUGCGGCAUGGCGAGUGUCUUGGACUGCGAGGACGUCAGUGCACACGAGCGCGGACAGGAGCAUACGAAGGGCUGCGACGACGGCAGCGGCAAGAGCAGGAACAUGGGCGUGGACCAAGGAGGAGCGCCCCAGGUCCGGCAGCAGCAGCACGACCGCUCUUUGUUGUUGUCUUCGUUGUCGCAGCAGGGCAACCAGGAGGCCCAGGAUGACCGGAUCAACCCUCAUGUACAUAACGGUAGCGAGGGGCUGAUCCUGCCGCCGCCGCUACCGCUUGAGCUCAUUCCGUCUGUCGGCGGCGGAGGCCUGGAUGGUGGCAACGGCGGUAACGGCCGGUCGUUAAGGUCGUUUCCGAGCAUGGCGGCCAUGCCAGGCGGAGGCUCGACCGGAAUGCUGUUGGGGGAUUUGCUGAUGAUACCGACGACUGACCAACAGACAGCCAUACAUUCACAACAGCAGCAAGUGAGAUUGCCUGCCGCGGCUGGUCGGGGUGGAACCGCGGGCCUUAACAACGGGGGC